Messenger RNA from Saccostrea cuccullata (small rock oyster), 473 nucleotides. RefSeq lists its product as uncharacterized. The record is from RefSeq and is a predicted model, not a curated record. NCBI's taxonomy places the organism in Eukaryota, Metazoa, Mollusca, Bivalvia, Ostreida, Ostreidae. The coding region runs from base 39 to 473 and encodes 144 amino acids. The transcript has 3 exons.
UAAUUAUGAUAAGGUAUAUAUGAUAAGAAUUUACAGGAAUGUUAACAGAGAAUUUGGUCAAGAUGAACUCAAUCGUGUUUGGAAUACUCGUGCUUACACUUCCAAAUGUGUUUUCCUUCCUUUUUGGAGAUAGAUGUACAAUACUUCCACAGGGAUUUAUACCUGAUGGAGAACAUCGUGAAUACCAAGCUCCAGAUGGGUGUAAAAAUGGCACCAUAGACUGGAACUACCCAAAGGAGUACAUCAUAGUGAAGUUUAAGAGAGAAAGUCAUGACAAGUUUUCUGUCUGCAUUGGCGAAAAUAUAGGUGGUGACAUGUUCACUUUUUAUUAUAUAACAGGGCAAGGACGACGUGCUAUUCCAUCAGGCACCUGGCCAUGUAUCAAUUCUCAACAUGGGAGUGUUUCAAUUGAAAUCCAUGCUCCAGAAAUGCAAACAUAUAUGGGAGCAGUUGACUAUUCAAUUCAGAUGUAG